AUGGGCCUCACCAUCUCCUCCCUCUUCUCGCGCCUCUUCGGCAAGAAGCAGAUGCGCAUCCUCAUGGGUGAGACGGGCGGGCAAAGAGAGAGAGGCGCUUCAACCCCCCCCCCCCUCAAUUCCACACCCGCUCCGCCCGGGGUAGCGAGCCGGGCCUGAGGCGACCCCACCCCGGGCAGAGGAGCCGGCGGCCGGUUGCUUCCCUCGCUCCCCGUUCGCCUAGCGAGGGGGGGGGGAGUGUUGGAGUCUUCGCGGGGGCUGGGAUGGGAAGGCACAGCAGUGGGGCGGGCGGGCGCCAGGCAGGCAGGCAGCAUUGUUCGGGCCAGGCCUUGUGCUGUCGGGAGACAAGGAGAGAGGGAGGGGGGAGAAAGAAGGAGAGAGGAAGGGAGGGUCUCCAUGGCCUCCCCCCCCCGCCCUCCUUGCAGGACGUUCUUAAGGAAUCCACCUUGGGAGACAUUUUUAGAACGAGCGGAAUUUAUCUUCGCCUGGGGCCUUCUGCUCUUUUCAGGAUGUGGGUUCGUUUUCCGUCCCGAUGGGCUUCCUGUGUUUCAAAAUAAGUCCGGUGCCGUCAGUCUGAUCCCUCGCUAACCCUCGGCGCACACAGAGAGCCUUCGCGUUUGUUGUUGUGAUCGUAGGAAUUGUUCUUUUAAUACAUACAUACCGUACAUAUAUACAUACACAAUACACGCACCAUUUUUCUUCCAAUGCAGGAAUGUAAAGCGAAAUGCGGUAAUAAUUAUACUGCAAAUAAAAAUGGAAGAGUCAGUUACACUGACGGCUGUCUCCUAGUUUUUUUGUGUUUUUUGUUGUUGUUACAGACAAUUGCAUUAGCAUAACUUUUUUUCCCCCUUCCUCUCAUCCUAUCCCACAACACUUUUGGGAUGGUGAAGAAUCAGUGUGCAGAUAUCCACAUUGCUUCAUGCCAUUAGUAUUUUGGAUAGGGUGGGUUCUUAGUAUUUGUUAGUUUUUAUUAAAAUGAGAUGCACAUUUUGUAUUUGCUUUUUUAUGUAUGGAGUUAAGGGGCAUGCCCUGCCUUGUUGGUUCAUUCAGUUUAAGAUUACACAAAUCAAUACUGUACUGAGCUGGGUGGUUCACAGAAAGAUGCUUAUAACUCUUUGCCUGUAUCCUGUUGAUAGCCUGGUAUGUUAACUUAGGAUUUUGCCCUAAUUAUAUACAGUGGCUGUUGUGAAAGGUCAUUGGUUUUGAAUUUGGAAUUGCUCUGUUGUCUCAAGGAUGCAUAGCUGCAAUUUUAAAAUGGUAAAUGUCACCCAUAUGUGCUUUGUCUUGUCUUGUCAUCCUUGGGCAGAGCAGCCCAAGCCUCAGAUCCACCAUGCUGGAGGGCUUUUGGAUGGUGUGGAGAUAGCCCUCUGUCCAACCCUGUGCAAGGGAGCUCUCCUAUAUGCUUGCCCAAAGCUGGUGUUUUUAUCCUUGCCUUGGCCAGCAUGAGCAUCACACUGUGAAUGCAUUACUGGCUGUACAACUCCAUAAAGCUCCAUUGCUGCCAGCCAGGGUUAAUAUUGCACCCUAACCAUUCCCCAUCAAAUUAAUGAGUGCUAGUGUUGUUUUAUCCUGGAUCCCUGAGUGUCCAGGGUCUAGACACAGCUUUUUAAAUACCAGCUCUUAAUUGUCUCAAAUGGUUGCUGUUAAGCACAACACAAGGGGUCUUUCCUGGCAGAUCACUUUGCAGCCAAUUGAACUAUGUUAGUGAGAGAACUGAGACUUAAAAUGGAUUAUUGUUAUAAUGCAUGUGGGAAUAUGCUAUGAUUAUGAUGCUAAACAUGCUGACAUACCUCCCCUUAAAAAUUUCAUUUCAAAUUCCAGAAUGAUAGUAUGUAGUCACAAACUGUUUUGAGUGUUGAAGUUCUGUUUGGACUUCUGUUACUGUAAUCUGAAUUUUAAAAGGCCAGUGUCUGUUCUAGAAUUAUCUCUUGUGUUUGUGUCUGAGAUGAUAAUUCGUAAAGGGACACAUUGGGCGCAACACUAAACAAUGGCUUAAUGCUACUCAAACAGGCCUAUUUGGACUUGAGCACUCCCUCCUCCUGUUUUUUUGGACACAUGCCAGAGAAAGAGAUUGAAAGAAUCCAUUUCCAGAUUUAAAAUAAAUUUUGUAUGUCAUUACAUCUGACAAUCACAAACCAUGGGUAGCAUAAACUAUAGUUUAUUGGAACAAGUCAAAACCAGCUGUGGUCUUGUUGCAAUAAACCAUCAUUUAAACUAACUACACUUCACGGUUUGGAUUACUUCAAAGAAGGAAAUGGAAGCUUCCAAUCUCCUCCUGGCAUGUGUUGGAGGGGGAGGGGUGAAGUAGGCUUGUAUGUGUGUCACUGUAGGUGAAGCACUCUUCUUAGCAAUUGCUGAUGAGACAGUACCAUGUGUGUUUAAGUUUUCAUUUUGGCUGGACUACAUAUAGAUGUGGACUCAAAACCAGGUCAUUUAUCUCUUCUGCCAGUAUUAAAAAUACUAAGUUGUAUUCUGUGUCUCUAGUAGUGCUAAGACUUUUGGAGCCUUAUCAACUACUUCAAAACACUUAGCAUUCUCAUGUUGCUUCCCACAAAGCAGCUGAUGUUUGGUUUCUCCCUAGCAAUUACUGAUAUUGUUAGAGAUGGUACAUUAGAUAUUUAUAUUGCUAAUCUGAGUGGUGAUGCUUUGAUUAUAGUAGACAAUCAGCUUUAUAGAAAAGUAAAGUGGAUCUUUCGUGUGUUUUUCAAAAAUAUGCCCAACCCAUGCAAAUACCUUACACACCAAAGAUUUUCCUGUUACAGCUUCACCUGGACUGUCCUCAAUUUUCCCUUCAGUCAAAACCAGUUGCCUUCAGCACUUCUCAAUGUACACUAAAUAAGCAACUUCAUUUUUAUCCAUCUUUCUUUGCUCAGGCAUUAAUCAACACAAAGCAAUGCCUUCUAGUCUCCCUUCUAGUCUCCCUUAUCUGUGCACUUUGAAGGUCAAAAAAAGAUGGAAUCAUAGCCCUGAAGACCUCCCAGAGACCUCUGAGUAUAGGGUGGUAUGUAAAUUCAAUAAAUAAUAAUAAUUAUAGUCCCCCCUGCUUUCUCACAGGGAACGUUUUAGGAGAUAGGUACCACAUGAAGUGGUAAUGAACCUUGCUUACAUCUAAUACUAACUUAUCUGAUGGUAACUUUGUUACAUAGCUUUAGAUUACUGUAGCUUGUAUAUUAUAUAUCCAGCUUUACCACUGUUGGUGUUAAGAGCAGUUUGAACAUCUAGAUCUUAGGCUCCCAUUAAGGCAUCCUAAAUUGUUGUUGCCUUCAAACUCAGAUGAUGUACAGCUGGAGAAGGGGGGAGGCAUUUUUUGUUGAUUCUUCCCUGCACCAUUUCCCACAUCAUUCCAAAAUUCCAUCCAUUGCAGAGCAAAAGGUCCCCACCUUCCCAGCAGGAGACUCCUAGAGUGAAGAACCUCUCACGGGAGUUCUGAAUCCCAGCCACAGGAUUUACAGGUCACAUGAAGAUUAGAUGGCAUGUAUUCAUGCACUUGACUUUUUCUUUAUAAAAACCUCUUCUGUAAAUAUUUCUUGGCUUAACUAACAAAACAAUUUUAUAACUUAAGAAACCCAAUUUAUUCACAUAAGACUGGUCAUUAACCAAUGCGUUAGAAGCUGCAGAUCUUAGAUUUGUACAUUUUAUAUACUGUCAAUAUGUAAGAACAUGCUGAAUUUAUUUUUCACGCAGCAGAGCUUGAAAAAAUAGACAGCACAUUAAACUUUCCAGCCUGUACGGAAAGUUCUUUAGAUAACAUCAAAAGAAAGCAUUCUCAUUUACCAAAUGCCAGAAGACAAUAUAAUAAGCACUAUUCCAAGAUCCUAAAUAUACUGUAGGAAGGAAGACACUGCACAGGCUUCUCACAUGCAAGUGAAGCACCUAUAUGUAAAAGGAUCACAGUUGGACAUAACAAAGCCCCCUUUUCAUUCUUACGGCUUCCUCAAGUUCUCAUUCCUUGACCAAGUAGAGGGGGCUAGAAGGAAGCCUCCCAUUCCCUGUAAUAGCCUGAGGUGGUGAUGGGGAAUCAUUUCUACUAUGUUCUGCAGUGGCAUAGUUCAUGCAGAUGCAAAGAAGCACUAUGCCCAUCAUGUAUUCUCUUUAAAUUGAAAAAUUAUCAGCCUGAUUUGUUAGCUUGGAUCCUGAGAACUGUGAGUGGAAGUGUGGUUCCUUGUCCCUUCUUAUUCCUUGUAACCCCACUAAUCUCUAAUAGCUUCUCUAGUUGGUUGUGCAUGUUUGAGCAACAAUCCCUGUGCCCCAUAAAAUGCUGUUCAGGAGGUUCUCCCCACUUUCAGAUAAGCUGUUUUGUGGCUGCAGAGGGCUGUUGUGGUAUGUGACAAAGGAGCAGUUUUCCUCCACUCAGUUCUCAGGGUAGCAGCCUCAUUGUAUACUGUCAUUGCUCAACACUGCUUGGUGUGAAAUAAUGGAUAAUAGGGGAGAUGCAAAAAUAGAAAAGCCAGUUUUUAAUAUGCAGUACAGUGGUGCCUCGCAAGACGAAAUUAAUCCGUUCCGCAAGAGUCUUCGUCUAGCGGUUUUUUCGUCUUGCGAAGCAAGCCCAUUGACGGAUUAGCGCUAUUAGCGCUAUCAGCUGUUUAGCGGCUAUUAAAGGCUUAAAGGCUUAUGGGAUUAGCUGCUAAAAGGCUGUUAAAGGCUAUUAAAGGCUUAGCAGAUUAGAUAAAGGGGAAAAGCGAAAAAAAUCUCAAGACUCGCAAGACAUUUUCGUCUUGCGAAGCAAGCCCAUAGGGGAAUUCGUCCUGCGAAGCAACUUCAAAACGGAAAACCCUUUCGUCUAGCGGUUUUUCCGUCUUGCGAGGCAUUCGUCUUGCGGGGCACCACUGUAUAGGAUAAUUCUGAUAGCUUAGUCAAGAAAGGGAAGAUACCUUGGACAGUGCCAUAGUCCUUGGGCUCUACCCUAGCAACUAUUUGCUGAAGGUUUUUUAAAAAAAUUAAAGAUGCAGUAAUUUGUUUUUAUUUAGUGUUUUAGCAUUCAGUCCCAGAUUGCACUGUGCUAAGAAUGCAGUGAAAAUAAUUUAUAGCACAACUUAAUUUUUUUUCUAGCUCAGACACUGCAUUUUAAUAUUUCCUUAAUUAACAAUUAAAUAGUCCCUAAUGAUUUACUAUUCUGCCCACAAAAUACAUUCGGUGUACUCAAGUCAAGUACAAGUCAGUGCUGCAGGCAAUCUCAGACUACAUCUUGUCUUGCACUAGUAAAAGACCUAUUCCACUACUAUUUGAAGACUUAUAAACUUGUUUUAUUGAAAAAAAUGUACUAAAGCAUUUGUACUUGAUCAGCUAACAGUAAAGUGGGGAAAAGAAACUAAAACAGUUUAGUUACUCCAUGUAGAGCUGGGUCCAUAACCAUAUAGGGUAGAAACCAUAGGAUUUUGACCUUAUAUAAUUUACAGCUGCAAUUUAUAGUAAACCAAGGUUUCUUGCACUAUGUUAUACAAGGAUAAUUUUCCUUGUUUUCUUAAGUUUUAAGCAGUAAAAAAUGAGCUUUGGAAACCGUUUUGGAUGCGUGAUCUAGCUACCAGGUGCACUUUCAUUAUUGUUUACUCAUGUUCGAAAUAUUCUGAAGGUUCAUGGAGAAGAAGGGAAUUGCUCUGAUGGGUGGGACCUGCCACAAAAUACUGCAGUGUAUCCUCCACUCCUAGCAAUAGUGAUUCUGUUCAUGCCAUUACUUUUACAAAUUCUGGGGUUCCCCUGACCUCUUGUUUCUCAGUUUCCCUAUUUUGACUACAGCACUGUCGGCACUCCUUCCCUCAAUUCACUGUCAGAUGGAGUAAUAUAGAGGUCUCAGGAUUCCCCUACCCUACAUCCCACUCAAUUAUUAAAGAAUUCUUUUAUGCUGUGAUUGCUUUGUGUUAACCUCUGCCAUUUACAGUGGUAUCUCGGAAGUCGAACAGAAUCCUUUCCAGAAGUCUGUUUGACUUCCAAAAUGUUCGGGAACCAAAAUGCGGCUUCCGAUUGGCUGCAGGAAGCUCCUGCAGCCAAUCGGAAGCCGUGUCAGACGUUCGGGUUCCAAAGAACAUUCGCAAACCGGAACACUCACUUCCGGGUUUGCGGCGUUCGGGAGCAAAACAUUCGCCUUUCAAGGCGUUUGGGAUCCAAGGUACGACUGUACUAUGGUUUGUUAAAAGCCAACACUGAGUUUGUUAGCCGUACUCCGAGGAAGCUACUGGGAACUUCAUGUUAUGUUCAUACAUAAUACCAAGGACGUUGGUCUCAUUUUUAAAAGCAGUAAAAUAGUCACAGAAAGCCAAAAACUGCAAUUUUCAGUUGAUGUUACAGGCUGUCUGUCUCUGAAUCUAUUUCAGAGAGCCGCACUUCUCAAAAUUUUGGUUAUCAGCUGUUAUGAGUGAGGUCUAGUUUGGAUGUAAGGCAAAUAAGUGGCUUAUUUGACAAACUAGUGAGGGAAUUGCAGAGUACAAUGAAAGAAUGGAACAUGUGUUAUAUCUAGUUUGGUUUACAUGGUGUAAAAUUAUGUCUGAACUAACCCAGAAUGGAAAUUCUAUUUUAAAAAACAUCUUUAAAAGUAAUAACUAACUAUUUGAUUUUAAAAUGUACCACAGUCUUUGUUUUUCAUUGUCAAAACAGAUUUUAUGAAAUGGGGUGCUCAUUUUAUUAAACUAAUAAACAUUUGUUUUCUCUAGUUGGUUUGGAUGCUGCUGGAAAAACGACCAUUCUGUAUAAGCUGAAGUUAGGAGAGAUUGUCACUACAAUUCCCACAAUUGGUAAGCAAGAUCAGAUACAUAUUGUCAGUAUUAACAACCGUUUUUGUUUAAAACUUUGAAACAAAAAAAAUAUAUAUUCUAUGUUUUCAGGAAUUGAUAUAGAGCAACUUGCCAGAGGUGGAUAGAGGUAGAACUCCUGAAGUUUGUUCCCAUACUAUGUUUAUGGUACAUAUUACUGGAUUUCACAAUUCCUGAAAGAUUGUGAAUUUUCCUUGAAAUGGGGGAUUCUUUCUUUGGGUAGCAAAGCCAACGAAGAGAGCAUCCUAGAACCAAUGUAACACUUGGGGAUGAAGAUGUUUGUGAUUGCUACAUAGAUUUUAGCAACAUCUUCCAUUUGCUUCCAUUGUUAGAAACUCAGAUAAUAGGCACCAAAUGGCUCCUUAAACCAGGGUUACUUACAGUUGCCAAAACAGAAUGCCUACUUGCCAUUUUUGGGCCAGGUAGCUUGAAAGUCGUAUUUUUCAAUAUGACUUUUCCUGAAAUUCAUUCUGAUUGUGCAGAGAAAAAAAUAACAGAUAGAAUUCUACAGGAUGUGCUGCUGGUGUGUGAAAACAGUCAAGAUCUAGGGAUCCCCAGGCAUGCACCUCCAGAUGGUGGAGACUUCAGGUGUCAUCCUGACGUCUUCACUUGGUCGCAAGCGGCUGAUAGCCAUGUGCAAAAAUGCUCCUGGUGAAUUUGGAACACUGCUUGCUUCUAAGCCCAGCUUUUCUUCUGCCAGGUCUUAAUAUAUUUCUUUGUAAUACAGUGGUACCUCCGGUUGCAGAUGGGAUCCGUUCCGGAGCUCCGGUCAGAUCCUGAAGUUUCCACAACCAGAGGGACCGCUUCUGCGCAUGCACGCUCAAUGAAAAACUUCCGGGUUUGCCACUUUUGCAACCCGAAGUUUAUGUUACCCGAGGGUAACGUAAGCCGAGGUGCUACUGUAUAGACAAAUUAAAGAAACCAGAAUUGUUCUGAAAACUAACAUGUAAUAGUCUUCUGAAAAUGUUUGGCAAAUACCUGCUCUACCUAGAGCUUGAAGCAUGAAUAUGUAAAAUUGUAAUUGCAGAUCUUGGUGACUUUACAUUUAUUAAAUUUAUUUCAUAGUCCUUUAGGAAGUUAAGACACCCCAUGCUCUCCUGGUCAUUGGGCUCACAUCUGCCUAGCUUGAGUAGUGCUAGAAAAUUGGUUGCUUGCUGGUCCUUAUUGUCAUAAUUGUGUGUGUGUUUUUUUUCCAUUUAGGUUUUAAUGUGGAAACAGUAGAAUAUAAAAACAUCUGUUUCACUGUUUGGGAUGUUGGUGGUCAAGAUAAAAUCAGGCCACUCUGGAGGCAUUAUUUUCAGAACACACAGGUAAUUCCUCUGACAUAUGCUUUGCCAAAUCCAUUUUCACUCUCUCUUUUGUAGACUGGUGUAAAGUUAUACUGCCUAGUAAAAAGAUUUGUACUAAUACCCCCCACCCCCAGUAUAAUCCCAAUAGCAGCAUAGGCCAACACUAACUUUCAGUUCUACUUUAAAACACUGGAAUUUUCAAAUCGGCAUUGUAAUAAUUUUCCUGAGACCAUUAAAGCUACUGUGGACUUAACUAGUACUAAGGCACACAGAAUCCAAGCUGUCCAAGGUUUUAAUAGGCAAUAAUUUGCAUUCAGUUAGGCCUAAAAGGAAAAUAUGGCUCCAUGUGCUCUUUGUCACCCUUCCUCAAACUAAUAAGUAGGCUGUGCUUCCUCUCUUGCUCCCUGCAGCCCUCCAUAUACAUUCAGAUUUUGCUUCAGAGGGUUGGGUGACCCUCAAACAUAUUUUGGGGGCACAUGGGCUCUGAGUGGGCAGAGGGAGGGAGACAUCUGUUUGUGCAGUCUUGCAUUCCACCUUUUAAUGGCCUUGUGCACAUAGCAGGAUGUAUGCUCAAGUUGGUUCUUCAGAGGCCAAGCAAAUAAUGAUCUGAGUUCAAGAGUCAAUUAUGUCCUUGCCACAGACAGAUCACUAACUGCAUCAAUGAAAAUAGUAUACCUCUGGAGACUAAUGGCCCCUGUCAUGUGGGUGGGUGUAGUUUAUUGAUGGUUCUCUCUCUUACCUGUUGGGCUUGCAGAGUGAACAGCUGCCUCUCUCUGAUCAGGCAGUUCAAAUACUUUUUGCUGCAAUUUUACGAAAAAUUACCGGCAGUGAAACAGCAAUGAGGUCUGUGGAUCACAGCUGGUGGAAAACAUGAGCCAAGCCUGACUAUUCACUGAUUGGAGCAUAUUUUGAAAACCUAUACUUGUGGUAGGGAAGAAAUUUCAUUCACCAUCAUCAUUGCAUCUGAACAACGUGACUUGGCGUAACUGUUCCAUGCAUUGCAACAACUAUUAUAGCCAAACCAUCCUAGUGAUGUAGAAGCACUCUUGGCAGCCUGCUGUGACAACUUUGUGAAUUGCAAAUAAAAAUGUUUGUAUUCAUGUUGACUUGGAUGACAUUGUCGCAAUAAUUCCUCUGGUGAAGAGAGUAUUGCUUUCUGCUAGAAGUUGUAAUAUGUUACUGUUGCUUUAAAAAUAAACAAUGAGACUAAACUGUUAGUGUCCCUGGCCCUUCUGAGGUGUUAGCCCAUUGUGAUAGAAUAGUUCGCAUGGAUCUUUGGUCUCUGAUACCUUCUGAUUUCUUGCAUAUAUUCCCAUUUGUCACAGGAUUAAAGAUUCAUUAAAUAUCUCUAUAAUGGUAACUUCAGAUUUUAUUUGAAUGGUAUUUCAGAUGUCAAACAAGCUUGAUAAGAAAUACACUUUCUUUUCAGGGUCUCAUUUUUGUGGUAGAUAGCAACGACAGAGAGAGAAUCCAGGAAGCAGCAGAAGAACUCCAGAAAAUGGUAACUGCCGCUAACUCAAUCUGAACUUCUUCUGUGUCUGACUCCGAUGGUUUAGUCCUCCAUAUCUAAUAAAAUUGAGAGGUUAAUUUACAAAAACAUCAGAUAUUUUAGCGUGGGAUGUUAGGAUGCACUGUUCUGUGUUUAGAAGCAAUAAUAUGAGAGGUGGUGGUUCUCAGAACUUCCGUAUGUGGUUUCAGUGAAAUCCUUCUUGCAACUAUCACCCUACCUUGACAUAGCGUUUCUUGUCUGAGUUGCUUACAUGCACUGAUGGUAACUAAAUCAACUAGCUACUGAAAACUACUGGGAGAAAUGUGAAGGACAAAAAUAUUGCCAGCCCCGAAGCCUCCCUAACUUGUACUUUUGGUGGUAACAACUAUCAAUAGGGGAAAUAACUAGCAUGGUGUUUCCUCCUCCAGCUUCAGGAAGACGAGUUGAGAGAUGCAGUGCUGCUUCUCUUUGCAAACAAACAAGACUUGCCAAAUGCCAUGGCAAUAAGUGAAAUGACAGAUAAACUAGGCCUUCAGUCCCUGCGCAACAGAACUGUAAGUACCGUAAAGCAAAAAUAGUUUGCCAUGUGGCUUUCUCCCUAUCUUGAUAUAUUCUGUGGGUUGGAACGUAUGAAUAGCAAGUGCUUUUCUUUCCCAUUCUAUGUAGGUAGAAAUGCCUAACAAAGGCUAUCCUUGGAUCCAAACUGUUGAGUUCCUCUGCUAGGUUUUAAAUCACUGAAGGUUGUUCUUGGAGCUAGUACUGUUCUGCUAAAAGGGACGCGGGUGGCGCUGUGGGUUAAACCACAGAGCCUAGGACUUGCCGAUCAGAAGGUCGGCGGUUCGAAUCCCCACGACGGGGUGAGCUCCCGUUGCUCGGUCCCUGCUCCUGCCAACCUAGCAGUUCAAAAGCACAUCAAAGUACAGGUAGAUAAAUAGGUACCACUCUGGCGUUUUCAUGCGCUGCUCUGGUUCGCCGGAAGCGGCUUAGUCAUGCUGGCCACAUGACCUGGAAGCUGUACACUGGCACCCUCGGCCAAUAAAGCGAGAUGAGCGCCGCAACCCCAGAGUCUGCCACGACUGGACCUAAUGGUCAGGGGUCCCUUUACCUUUACCUUUACUGUUCUGUUAUCAUGCAUUUGCGCAGAGAAAAUGACUACUAUUUCUCUUUUCUGAUAGUCAUAGUUAGUCAUAGUUCCAUACAAUAAAGUCGUGUGUGUGUGUUUACUAGCGAUGGCAUCUGUCUUACCCCUUUACAUUUUUGGGUGGUGGAAUGUCCUGCUUGUAUGUUCCUGUCUUCAGCAGCUCUAUGGACUGGCUACUUUCCCUUUAUGCUGAGUGAUGGCUCUUUAAGACCUUUCAUUUGAUGUUUCAGCUAGAGAUUUCAUAAUGCCUGUGUUGCCCUUCUAGUUUUUCACUUUACUUGGUCUUCCUGCCGUGUUCUAAUCUAUGCCUUGGCCAAGUGAGCUUCUUUGUGUUCUGAUGUUUGAAUUUGCCUUGCAUGAUGUGGGGGUGGGCAUGAGAAUAUUGUCUUGGAGAGCUGUAACGUGCUCAAAAAUGGACUGUAUGAUAUUAAAUAUUUCACUUUCUCAUUCUCAACAGUGGUAUGUUCAAGCUACCUGUGCUACACAAGGAACUGGUCUGUAUGAGGGACUUGACUGGCUGUCAAAUGAGCUAUCAAAGCGCUAA
Podarcis lilfordi (Lilford's wall lizard) is the source of this 11206-nucleotide messenger RNA. The record is from the annotation of a GenBank genome assembly. NCBI's taxonomy places the organism in Eukaryota, Metazoa, Chordata, Lepidosauria, Squamata, Lacertidae.